Gorilla gorilla gorilla (western lowland gorilla) is the source of this 315-nucleotide messenger RNA. Its product is annotated as cytochrome c, somatic-like. The record is from RefSeq and is a predicted model, not a curated record. NCBI's taxonomy places the organism in Eukaryota, Metazoa, Chordata, Mammalia, Primates, Hominidae. The coding region runs from base 1 to 315 and encodes 104 amino acids. The transcript has a single exon. Gene Ontology annotation, molecular function: heme binding; electron transfer activity.
AUGGGUGACGCUGAGAAAGGCAAGAUUUUUGUUCACAAGUGUGCCCAGUGCCACACUGUGGAAAAGCGAGGCCAGCACAAGACUGGGCCUAAUCUCCAUGGUCUCUUCGGGCGGAAGACAGGUCAGGCUGCUGUAUUCUCUUACACAGAUGCCAGUAAGAACAAAGGCAUCACAUGGGGAGAGGAUACCCUGAUGGAGUAUUUGGAAACUCCCAAGAAGUACAUCCCUGGAACAAAAGUGAUAUUUGCCGGCAUUAAGAAGAAGACAGAAAGGGCAGACUUGAUAGCUUAUCUCAAAAAAGCUACUAUUGAGUAA